UGUCCGAUGUUCGCUGCUAUUUGAUUUAUUCAUUACAACAAUUGGUAUAUAUACAAAUGUAAUGUAAUGUAAUAAUAGAAUAGAAUAGAAUAGAAUAAAAUAGAAUAGAAAAGAAUAGAGUAGGAGAAUAGAAUAUGGGCCUUUACAGGCGUUACAUAUUAAUGACAUUGUACAAGAUGAACAGAACUAAAAACAUAACAUAGCUAAAGCUUAAUUAUGAUUAGCAAACACAAUUAACCAAUAAGAAAGUAGAACAAUACAAAUUGAGUAAAAAAAGAUAAUGUAAAUACAUCCGCUAUAUACUUUCAUACAAUAGUUAAAAUGGAUUGUCAAGCAUCACUGCCUAUACAUUCAAAACAGAUUGUGUUUGAAAAUAGAUAAUAUGACGUUAAUACGUAUUAAAAUUCUCAUUUGUACUUUACAAGUCGAUAGGUAUAAUUGAAUGUCGUACUUCCUUGUUGAUUUUUUUGUUCCCAGUUUUAAUGUGAAAUAUUCUAGAUGGCAUGUACAAUUAUAACUCUUCUUCCUCUUUAAGAAGGCCCCGACUGUAAUUGUUUAAAUAUUGUGGGAAAAAAGCAACAACAUGGAUUUAAUAUAUUUCUUCGCAAUAAUAUUUAUUGUCUGGUCGACUGUAGGUGCUAUAAACUAUGAAUGUAAUGAAGUGGAUACAAGAACACUACAAUGUAAUUAUAUUCCAAAGGAUAUUCCAAAUGGAUUCACGCGUGUUAGAAUCAUAGGUUUUUUUGGGAAAAACGAAACAUUUGAAUUCAAUAGUUCAUACUUUAUGUCAAAAAACUGGGAAGAUGUAACUGAACUUCAGUUACAGGGAAGUGAUCAUGAACCACUUUCAGAAAUCAUUUUCAUGGAGAAGUGUUUCAUCGGAUUGAAAUCACUUCGAGAGUUACAUAUGAAUCUUCAAACACAGAUUCAGCUAGAUUCAGAUCUUUUUGUAGGACUUGACAAUCUAAAAUUCUUAGAUUUAAGUGAAUGCGUUCAUGUAAAUCUGACAGAACUUGUAAAAAGUUUUACAGGGUCAAAUAAACUUCCAAGCUUGGAAACUUUGAAGGCAUCAAAUUUAAAUAUCUACAAUGGAGGAAUCAGUUUUGACACAAAAUUUGCCGAGGCACUUGGUGAUAAACAAAUAACAUCUCUAGAAUUCAGUUAUACAAAAAUCACAGAAAUAAACACAGCCGCUAGUUUACAAUACAUACAAACAUUGAAAAAUGUGAAUAUAUCUCAUAGUACAGCAUCAAACUUUAUAUAUGGUAACAAAAGUGAAGUUCAAAGGUUAAAGAAUAUCAAUAUGUUUGAUAUGUGUCAUGUACCAGUAUCUUGGUUAAUUCCAACCACAAGAUUUGUCAACAUGACAUGGAAAUAUUCCGAAUUUCCUAAAUCGUGGAAUUAUUUUUUUUAUCCUAAAAUAGUCAACAUGACUUCCCGUAUAAAUGAUCCAGGAUCAAUUCAUAUUGAAAACUCCACAUACAUAGCUGAUGUACCAUUUCACGUGAAAAUUGAAGAAUUUAUAAUAAAGAAUAAUAAUGUUAAACAUUUAGAUGUCAAGACCGAAUGCCCCAGAAAUAAAGUUAAUACAAUAAAGCACAUAAAUGCAGCUGGAAACCAAAUGGAAUUUCUUCAUCCUAGUAUAUUAGGAUGUGCCCCUAACCUUGAAAAACUUGACUUGUCAAACAACAAGUUACAUAAAAUGGCAAAAGAAAACCAUUUGUUGUUUCAGCAACUGUUCCAAUCACUUUCUUGUCUAAUUUCUAUUAACUUAUCAUUUAAUCGACUUCAAGUUAUACCGGAAAAUCUUUUCACUGAAAAUCGUGGCCUUGAACUGAUAGACUGUUCUCAUAAUGAACUGGAGCAAGUGACAUUCACAUUAAAACAUCUGUACAAACUGAAGGUUCUUAAUCUUCAAUUUAACAGGAUAAAAAUCUUAAACACUCUUUCGAUCAAUAACCUUAACAGUAUAUUCAACACACUAGGAAACACAACAUGGACUUUGGAUCUUGGGAAUAACCCUAUAUCAUGUUCAAACUGUGAGGCAAAACAAUUUAUCUACUGGUUAACACAUACAAACUCUGUGAGUAUUUCCGCACCAAAUCUUGCUUGUACUACCUUAAAGAAUACAAGACGGAAAAUAGAUAAACAUACAUUGAAUGAUGUCAACAACAUUUGUAAACGGAGGGUCAUGAUUAUAUCAACCACUUUAUCUGUGGGAUUUACUAUUAUUAUUGUUUUAGUAGUCAUAUUGGUUGUAUUCAAACGCCGUGAACGAGCUACUUACAGAAAGAAAAGAGGAGAAUUAGUAAACAGGCUACAAGAAGGUCAAGGUCAAAGCGAAUUUGUUGCAUUUCUUUCAUACAGCAGUGAGGACAAAGAUUUUGUAGAUAACUCUUUGAUUGAUGAUUUCAAUGAAACUCUCCAACAAAUGACCGGUAUAGACAGAAACUUGAUAUGUACAGGUGAUCUAUAUCUGAGACCAGGUUUCGGGAUUUUGGACGAAAUAUCACUGUGUAUAGAAAGAGCUUCGGCCUUCAUUGUGGUUGUGUCAGAUAAUUACAACUCAAGUCCUUAUUGUCACAAUGAAUUAGAUAUGGCUUAUCGACUUCAAAAACCAAUCGUACUUUUCAUAAAAGGAAUGGUUGACGAGUCAUUAAUGACACCAGUGAUGAAAUCUCUCUUCAAAAGUAACGUCAGAGUACUUUGGGCUUUUGAAAACCAAGAUUACACAAUGAUGACUUCGUGGCAGAAUGUCUGUUCGUCUUUGUUGGAUUUGAUAGUAUAAAAUGAAAACAUUUGAUACAAUAAGAGUGAUCAGAAAGGAAGUUUAUGAUAAUUACAAUAUCAUUCUGAUAUAUUGAACGCUAACUUUUUAUUUGAGAGAUGAUAUGUCUAGGGAAGCGUUAUGUCAUAAAGCAAGCCAAUGGGAAAUGUCAUAAAUGUAAGUCCAUGUGUUCUUACAAAUAAUGUAACAUUGGCUGGGUCGAUGGAAUAUUUUACAAACAAUUUAAAAGUCAUGUGUUAUAUCUAUAUAAGUAAUAAUUAUAUCUACUAACAAUUAAAACAUUUAAGCUCAGUUCAUACAUUAUUUAACAGUGUACAUGUAUCAGUUAACAACCUGUCUGACUUUAUGUUGUCGUGUUUAUAAGUAAUAACUAAGAUAUAUCUUAUAUCGUAAAUAAUAGACUAAAGUCUAAUCUAACAAAUCUAGCUUUAGAAACGUUAUCGAGUUUGCAAAGAAUGAGACAAUAUCUUAUCGUGUUUAUAAAAUAAUAUGGUUUAAGUUAUAUCUGUAACACGGUUAAUAAAAGACUUUUAUAGUCUAAUCUAGCCAAUUUAACAAUAGGAACGUUAUCAAGUUUGUAAAGAAUGUGGCAAUUUUUCUAUCAUAAUCAAAAUUUAUCUCUACAAAAUGACGCUAGUUGUGUUAGCUGUCAGCUUUUAUAACGGUUCACAUUUUUGUCCGAUGUUCACUACCAUUUGAAUUAUUCAUUACAAUAAUUGGUAUAUAUUAUAGAUUAUAAAGAUUUUUGACAGAUUAUAUGGCCCUAUAUAAACGGCUAUUUGUAAAUAUAAUCCGAGCCGCUAGGUUAAGGUUUAUAUACGGUUAUAUAACCUUUCAGCAAUCUUUAUAACGAAUUUAUAACACAGCAAUCAUUAUAUUUUAGAGAAAAAAGUAUGAUUACUUUAUGAAUCGACAAGAACUAUAUAAACGUCACGAUUAUCCAAUGAAAAGCGACGUUGGAAACGUACUAUACAGUAUUAUAAAAAAAACCUGUAUAAUACUGCACGUUUGUAACGUCGCUUUUCAGUGGUUUAUCGUGACGUUUACAUUAUUAGUUAUUAAGAUUUUGACAGGUUAUAUGGCCCUAUAUAAACGCUAGGCGAGGGUUAUAUUACAAGCAACCGUUAAUAUACGAUCAUAUAACCUAUUAGAAUUAUUUAUAACGAAUUUGUAAUACAGCAAGUAUCAUUUUUAGAGUAAUAAAGCGAGAGUAUAUAAAACUAUAUCAACGUCACGAUUAUCCAAUGAAAGGCGACGUUACAAGCGUGCAGUAUUAUAAGGUUUCAUAUAAAUAACAUCACGAUAAUCCAAUCCCAAUUGACGUUACAAACGUUCAGUAUUAUAAAAUUUUAUUAACAUGUCAGUAUGUAAACGCCUGUUUGUUUUUGUUUUGCAGUUUUUACGG
Molecule: messenger RNA, 4193 nt
Organism: Ruditapes philippinarum (Manila clam)
Lineage: Eukaryota; Metazoa; Mollusca; Bivalvia; Venerida; Veneridae
Product: toll-like receptor 4
Exons: 1
Coding region: 584-2788 (734 amino acids)
Biological process (GO): toll-like receptor signaling pathway; immune response
Cellular component (GO): membrane
Molecular function (GO): transmembrane signaling receptor activity; protein binding
Source: RefSeq, a predicted model, not a curated record